Molecule: messenger RNA, 2705 nt
Organism: Cajanus cajan (pigeon pea)
Lineage: Eukaryota; Viridiplantae; Streptophyta; Magnoliopsida; Fabales; Fabaceae
Gene: ABCB26
Product: transporter associated with antigen processing protein 1
Biological process (GO): transmembrane transport
Cellular component (GO): membrane
Molecular function (GO): ATP binding; ABC-type oligopeptide transporter activity; ATP hydrolysis activity
Source: RefSeq, a predicted model, not a curated record
UUGUGGUAAGGUAAGACACAGCAAGCAUUAAGCAACAACAACAACAUGUUGAAGUGAGAAGCUUAAACGAACCGCAACCAUCUGUUUUGUUUCCCUCUUUUUCCUUCUCCGACACACAUGGACCACAACUGCAUCUUCUCAACCUCAUAGCAUUAUCCAACCCCAAUCCCAUCGUCUUCCUCCACCACCAUGCCUCUUCUGCUCGCACGUGCGCCACCCCCAAUCCCUCUAAUCUCCCUCUCUCACAACCGCUUCCCACUCGCCGCAACGCCAAUUCCUCUCCUCACUCCCGCUUUCGCUUCUCGCCGCAUUCUCGCCGCCCCGCCCCCCAACUGCGCCUCCAUCAACGGCAUCUCCGUUCAGAACAAUCCACAAGCUUCCGCCGACCGAGUCCACGCUCCAGACCUUCUCCAGAGGCUUCGCAAAUGCCUCCGAUUUCUUCCGGAGAUUCUCCCCGGCGGUACCUGGUGGGACUUCUCCGACGGCCUCCAGGUUCAGCUGGUGGCGCAGCCCGUCACCGUGUGGCGCGCCCUCGCCAAAAUGUGGGACCUUGUCGCGCGUGACAGAUGGGUCAUUUUCGCUGCUUUCUCUGCUCUCAUUGUUGCUGCAGUUUCCGAGAUUUCCAUACCGCAUUUCUUGACGGCGUCCAUCUUCUCCGCACAGGGUGCGGACCUUGCUGUUUUUCAUCGGAAUGUGCGCUUGUUGGUUCUGCUGUGCGUGACUUCCGGAAUAUGCAGUGGGAUACGAGGUUGCUGUUUUGGCAUUGCAAACAUGAUUCUGGUUAAGAGAAUGAGAGAAACAUUAUACUCUUCACUUCUUCUGCAGGAUAUAUCAUUUUUUGACAAUGAAACAGUAGGUGAUUUAACAAGUAGGCUUGGGGCGGAUUGUCAACAAGUGUCAAGGGUUAUUGGAAAUGAUCUUAACUUGAUAUUGCGCAACGUUCUUCAGGGGGGAGGUUCAUUAAUCUACUUGUUGAUUUUAUCUUGGCCACUUGGUGUAUGUACAUUAGUGAUAUGCUCCAUAUUAGCAGCAGUUAUGUUACGUUAUGGAAGGUACCAGAAAAAGGCAGCAAGAUUGGUCCAAGAAGUCACUGCUUCUGCAAAUGAUGUAGCUCAAGAGACAUUCUCUCUUAUUAGAACUGUACGAGUUUAUGGAACAGAAAAAGAAGAACAUGGAAGGUAUAAUUGGUGGCUGGGGAAAUUAGCUGACAUAAGCUUGCGACAAAGUGCUGCGUAUGGGAUUUGGAAUUUUAGCUUUAACACUCUUUAUCAUUCAACUCAGGUUAUCGCUGUGCUAUUUGGAGGAAUGUCUAUUCUUGCGGGUCAUAUCACAGCUGAGAAACUUACCAAGUUUAUACUAUACAGUGAAUGGUUAAUUUAUUCAACCUGGUGGGUGGGAGACAAUGUAUCCAAUUUGAUGCAAUCAGUUGGGGCUAGUGAAAAAGUUUUCCACUUAAUGGAUCUCUUACCUAGCAGCCAAUUCAUAGAAAGAGGGAUAAAGUUGCAGAUGUUAACAGGGCGUAUCGAGUUUCUAAAUGUAUCUUUUCACUAUCCUUCAAGGCCGACGGUAUCCGUAGUGCAACAUGUAAACUUUGUUGUCCAUCCAAGCGAGGUGGUUGCAAUAGUUGGACUUAGUGGUAGUGGAAAAAGCACAUUGGUGAAUCUCUUGCUCCGUCUCUAUGAGCCUACAAAUGGUCAGAUUUUGAUAGAUGAUAUCCCUAUUAAAGACUUGGACAUCAAGUGGUGGAGAGAGAGAAUUGGAUUUGUGGGCCAGGAACCCAAGCUCUUCCGGAUGGAUAUUAGCUCAAACAUCAGAUAUGGAUGUACUCGAGAUGUAAAACAGGAGGAUAUUGAGUGGGCUGCAAAGCAGGCCUAUGCCCAUGACUUUAUCUCAGCACUUCCCAAUGGUUAUGAAACACUUGUUGAUGAUGAUCUGUUAAGUGGAGGACAAAAGCAGCGAAUUGCUAUUGCUAGGGCCAUUCUUAGGGACCCGAAAAUAUUGAUCCUUGAUGAAGCCACUAGUGCGCUAGAUGCUGAAAGUGAGCAUAAUGUCAAGGGUGUUCUGAGAUCUGUUAGAAGUGAUUCUGCAUCCAGAAGCGUCAUAGUCAUUGCACACAGGCUUUCUACCAUACAAGCAGCUGACAGGAUUGUGGUGAUGGAUGGUGGUCAAAUUGUAGAGAUGGGAAGUCACAGGGAACUUCUCUUAAAAGAUGGUUUGUAUGCACGGUUAACUAGAAAACAGGCUGAUGCCAUGGCAUGAUUUGGGUUUCAAUAGCAGAUGUUCUAUUCUUCUGGCUUCUUUUUAAAGGCAGUACAGUGAGGCAGCAACUUUUUUUUUUCUUGUUGCUGACCAAUGUAUUUACAGUAUUAUACAAGAAAAUUGGUGAAGUUUUCAGCAAAGAAGGAAGCUGCAGAAGUUUUGAUUUAAAAUGCAUGGCGGCUUCAGAAAGAUUUCACACGAUCAGGUUCCAAGGCAAAUGCAAAAGAUGAAACUAGGUCGAUUGGGGUAUUCAUAGUCAAGAUGCUGAUAAGCGUCAAAUGUAUUGUCAUAUUGCUAUUGACCUAAUAGACUGUUCAUUUUAUAGCUGUAAUUUAAAUGUUUAGCACUCGAAGACGCUUUCUUUGAAGAAUACCCCUUGCCCAUGUUGAUUGAUGGCACUUUAUACUCAUGGUGAAUGUAUAAAAUUUGAGUUUUCAAAAUUCUAA